This is a messenger RNA of Meloidogyne enterolobii, 1779 nucleotides long. Lineage: Eukaryota; Metazoa; Nematoda; Chromadorea; Rhabditida; Meloidogynidae. The record is from the annotation of a GenBank genome assembly.
UAUACAAAUAAAAUAUUCUAUCGAUUCUUAUGUUUAAAGGAACGCUUGGACAGACUUUUAAGCAAUGUGUGGCCUUAUAAAGCUUUAAAGCAUCUGUUAAUGUCUUUAGAAAUGGAUGAGUUUUGGGGAUUAACACUAGUUUAUUAAAUAUUUAGUGUUAAUCUCCAACUCUGAAUAAAGGCUUUAAAGCCUUUAUUCUGAAUCCUUUGGCUUUGAACUUAACAGAUUUCACAGCCUUGGAGGCAAAGGAUCUUUAACUGAUUGGUACAGAAAAUGUCAGUACUUUCCCUAAAUGAAGUCGGAAAGUAUUUUUUAAUGUACCAAAAUAAUUUGUACAGCCAGAUUUUACUGACAAAGGAUCUAACGCUUCUUGACUGUUUAAUAAAUAUGAAAGCAUAUUUAAAGUAUAUAACAGUCAAGUGAAUUAUGAUUUCCUACAUUAAAUAAAUUUUUUAUUUCCCUUGAGUAUUAAUUUUUUCUCCAGUUUUCAAUUUUUUAAAUUUCAGAUUUACAAAAAUUUUUAUUUAAUGACAACUUGGGAUUUUCAUGAAAAUAAAUAGCAACAAAUAAUAAUUAUUUUUUAAAAUAAUUUAAUAAUAAAGAAUGUUUCCUUCUCCCCAUCAACGACAAAAACAAAAUGUAAAAUCAAAUGUUAAACCAGGAUUUUAUACAAUUGAAUUAAACAAAUCUGUUUGGGUUAUUCCUGAAUGUUAUCAAAAACUUACUCCCGUGGGGACUGGUGCUUAUGGAGCUGUUUGCUCUGCUGAAUGUAUAACUACCGGUGAUCGAGUUGCAAUUAAAAAAUUUACUCGUCCAUUCCAAAGCCCAAUCCAUGCAAAAAGAACACAAAGGGAAUUGAGACUUUUACGUUUAAUGAGACACGAAAAUGUUAUUGAUUUAUAUGAUAUGUUUACUCCUGAUAAUUCUGCUGAAACUUUAGAGGAUGUUUAUUUUGUUUCAAUUUUAAUGGGUGCAGACCUUUCAAAUAUUUUAAAGAUUCAGCGACUUAGUGAUGAUCACAUUCAAUUUUUGGUUUAUCAAAUAUUACGUGCCCUAAAAUAUAUUCAUUCAGCAGGAAUUAUCCACAGAGAUUUAAAGCCCUCAAAUAUAGCUGUAAAUGAAGAUUGUGAAUUAAAAAUUUUGGAUUUUGGUUUGGCUAGACAAGCAGAUCAAGAAAUGACUGGGUAUGUGGCUACACGUUGGUAUAGGGCACCUGAAAUUAUGUUAAAUUGGAUGCAUUAUACACAAACUGUUGAUAUUUGGUCUGUUGGUUGUAUUAUGGCAGAAUUGAUAACUGGAAAAACAUUAUUUCCUGGAGCUGAUCAUAUUGACCAAUUAACACGUAUAAUGUCUGUUUGUGGAACUCCUAGUGAAGAAUUUUUAAAAAAAAUUUCGUCAGAAGAAGCUCGAAAUUAUAUUAGAAAUAUGCCUAGAAUUGAAAGAAAAAAUUUUAAAUCCUUUUUCCAAGCGGCAACUCCUGAAGCUGUUGAUUUUCUUGAAAGAACGUUAAAUUUAGAUCCAGAUUAUAGGCCAACAGCUGCACAAGCUAUGGAACAUCCCUAUUUCAAACAAUAUCACGAUCCAAAUGAUGAACCUAUUGCUGAUUCUCAUAUAGAAGUAGAUAUAGAACAAGAUUUGAGUAUUGAUCAAUGGCGUCAAAUGAUUUGGACUGAAAUUGAAGAAUUUCAAUUACAACAACAACGAAUUCAAAGCGAACAACAACAAAAAGAACAUCAAAAACAAAAUGAUAAUAUUGUGGAAGAAUCAGAAAUGAUUUAA